Messenger RNA from Xylaria bambusicola, 1537 nucleotides. RefSeq lists its product as uncharacterized. The transcript is spliced from 4 exons. Bases 368 to 1390 code for a protein of 340 amino acids. Gene Ontology annotation, molecular function: methylenetetrahydrofolate dehydrogenase (NAD+) activity; methylenetetrahydrofolate dehydrogenase (NADP+) activity. NCBI's taxonomy places the organism in Eukaryota, Fungi, Ascomycota, Sordariomycetes, Xylariales, Xylariaceae. Gene Ontology annotation, cellular component: cytosol. The record is from RefSeq and is a predicted model, not a curated record. Gene Ontology annotation, biological process: purine nucleobase biosynthetic process.
AGGAAAAAAAAAAAAAAAAAAAGAACAAGAAGAAUCUGACUCCGGUUCUGGAGCCACGGCUUGCUUCUUCUACCUAACCCAUAGGCCAGCCAGGUUGAUUCAGAAUGCGACAGACUGGAUGGUUGUUAGUCACCCACCCAUCUAUCCACUACCAGAUCUCGCGACUAUUUCGACUAUUCAUGAUUCUUAGUGUCUGACCUAUAGUCCUAGGCUAAACACUCGUUUUCAGUUCUUCCUUACUUGUCAACCGUAUUCGCUGACAUUCUGCGUAAAGCGUGUCUUCCACUCCGCGCGUCACUGUCCUGGGCCUGCACUAGGACUUAGGAAACUGCCUGGGGUGUAUCUAGUGGAGCAACGCAAGAGAACCAUGGCCUCUAACCAAGAUGUUCCUAAGACUUGCAAAGUUAUCUUGGCUGAGUCUAUCGCCAAGCACUUGUUGACCGAAGUCACCGAUACGCUAAAGUCAAUACAACAAGAUGCUGAUGGAAAGCCGACUCUUGUGGCCUUCCUAGCUAAUGAUGACCCGGCUGCUGUGAAGUAUGCUGAGUGGUCCAAAAAGACUUGUGAGGAAAACGGCUUCAAUUUUGACUUGCGCCAAGUCACAAAAGAGGCAUUGGAAGAUGAGAUCAUGGCAGCCAAUGAAGACAAUAAAGUCGAUGGCAUCAUUGUCUAUUACCCAAUCUUCCCAGGCAAUCCCGCUCACGACAGGUACAUUCAGGAGACUGUAUCCCUCGCAAAAGACGUCGAAGGUCUCUGUCACAAACACAUCUCCAACAUGUACUACAACGUGCGGUAUUUGGACCCCCCGCAGAACCUGAAGAAAUCCAUAUUACCAUGCACACCUCUUGCUGUCGUCAAGAUCCUGGAACAUCUCCAUAUCUACAAUUCCAUCCUUCCUUCUGGUAACCGGCUGUUCGGGAAGACAAUCACCGUUAUCAACCGAUCCGAAGUCAACGGUCGUCCGUUAGCUGCUCUUCUAGCAAAUGACGGAGCCACAGUGUAUUCUGUCGAUUUGACAGGUGUGCAGGUCUUCACUCGUGGCCAAGGCAUCCGUCAACCCCGUCACCAAGUUCAGGACAAAGAGGGCUGGACUUUGGAGCAAUGUGUUCCCAUUAGUGAUGUCAUUAUCGGCGGUGUGCCAUCGGAGAACUACAAGCUCCCGACCGAGCUGAUUCGCGAUGGCGCAGUGUGCAUCAACUUUUCCUCUUUCCGGAACUUCGAUGGUCCUGCAGUCAAGGAGAAGGCGUCGAUCUAUGUCCCUUCAGUGGGCAAAGUUACGAUUGCUGUACUAUUGAGAAACCUUGUUCGCUUGAUUGCCAACCGCCCGUCAACGCAGUCUGCUUCUGAGAGUACUCUGAAAGCUAAGAGCGAGGCGUUUGUAGAAGGGUGAGGUGCAGAGCGACUUCUAGAUUAGUAGCUAAUUGUUGCAUUUAUCUGAUGCUUACGGAGUUUGGUAACUUAUGGGGAUAAAAAAAAACUAUGCUAGAAUAGUCAGUCUUGUUUGUUAAUAUCAUAUUGUUUGUUGUGAUGUUAUUGA